Molecule: messenger RNA, 654 nt
Organism: Cucurbitaria berberidis CBS 394.84
Lineage: Eukaryota; Fungi; Ascomycota; Dothideomycetes; Pleosporales; Cucurbitariaceae
Exons: 2
Coding region: 32-511 (159 amino acids)
Source: RefSeq, a predicted model, not a curated record
CUCAGGCCUUGCUACCGAUGUUGUCACUACUAUGACUGUCAUUACCUCCACGACGAUCAUCGAGGGCACCGAGACUGUCAAGAGCGUUGUAUCUCGUCUUCCUACCGACCCGCUCUCUACUACUAGUGGGCUCACGACCCAGACCUCAACUCAGACCAUCGUCGUCUCUACUCCAGUUUCUCGCACGGAUGGUGAAAGCAUGACGAUCCAAACCCCCACGCCCCCAGCAAGUGCGAACAGCACUCUCAAGACCUCGACUAGCACGAGCGGCAGUGAGACCGUUCCGGUCAGCACGUCCACUACAACAGAAACGACGACGGCGACGAGCGAGGCACCAAGCGUGGGACCGUCUACGAUUGUUGUGACACAUGUAGCGAGCAAGACAACCGUUACUACGGCAAGUGCGAGCGCGAGUACGAGUCCGGGACUGGUGAAUGCAGCGGACAAGGUUGCUAGAGGCUCGACUCUCGGCGCUGUCGUCGCCUUUGGUGCGCUCUUCUUUGGCUUCUAGGCGCAUGCACGUGCUAGUGACUCGUCGACAAUAGAGUCUACUAGGUAUAUGACUUCAUAUGACGGAUCCAUUGGCAUCCGGGACAUACUUGACUUGCGAUUUCCAGGUCUUGUAGCAGCCAGAUCAAACAUGUAUGAGCUAGC